Messenger RNA from Neoarthrinium moseri, 1344 nucleotides. RefSeq lists its product as uncharacterized. Gene Ontology annotation, molecular function: glycerate kinase activity. Bases 1 to 1344 code for a protein of 447 amino acids. NCBI's taxonomy places the organism in Eukaryota, Fungi, Ascomycota, Sordariomycetes, Amphisphaeriales, Apiosporaceae. The record is from RefSeq and is a predicted model, not a curated record. The transcript is spliced from 2 exons.
AUGGCAGUCUCUACCAUCGUCAAUCUAUCUUCGACGCCAAAAAUUCCGAGUCUGGCGACGAGUAGCAGGCAGUCGAUGCGAUCCAACCUUAAGGUGCUCAUUGCUCCGUCCGGAUUCAAAGAGUGUCUUGGACCCGAAGAGGUAUCCAAUUACAUUUACGAAGGUCUGCGACGUGUCCUCAAAGAUAGCAAUGCCCUCUUACACAAGGCACCACUCCACGAUGGAGGUGAAGGCUUCUGUAAGGCGCUCGUGGCUGUUCGUGGCGGCGAGAUGCGCUAUCUAGAAGUCAUGGGGCCCGAUCGUGCGCCAACAAACUCGUUCUUUGGCCUGAUCGGACAGGACAGGAAGACAGCCGUCUUGGAAAUGGCGGCCGCGGCUGGACUGAGGCUUGUACCGAAAGACUGCCGCAAUCCAACGGUCACCACCACGUACGGAGUAGGACAACUGAUAGAGAAAGCACUGGACCUUGGCUGUACCCACAUAAUCAUUGGCUGUGGGGACUCCGGCACGUCAGACGGAGGUGCUGGAAUGCUUCAAGCUCUUGGCGCUCGUCUGUUGGACAAUGACGGCAAUGAACUAGAGCCAGGUGGUGGCGGAGGUGCCCUCAACUCUCUGGGUUCCAUGUCGUUGAUUGAUUUGCACCCAAGACUUCGUGAUGGAAGCGUCAAGAUCGAAGCUGUGUGUAAUAUCAAGAAUGUGCUGUGCGGGCCGGAUGGAGUGGCUCGAGUCUACGGCCCUCAAAAAGGAGCCACGCCCGAACAGGUUGAAUCUCUGGCCAGCGGGUUAGAUCGGCUGGCGCAAGUUGCCAAAUCUCUCCUCAAUAUCGACCUUGCCAACAAACCAGGUAGCGGCGCGUCCGGUGGCCUUGGCGCAGGUCUGAUGAUCCUUGGUGGGGAGCUGCGGCCAAGGAGCGAUGCUAUAGAUGAGUACUUCCAGCUGAAGGAUCUGUUCAAGACGAAAUGGGAUGUGGUCAUCACCGCUGAGGGCAGUCUGGACUACCAGUCAGCCAAAGGCAAGAUGACUGUCGAAAUUGCUCGGCGCGCGCGGGCCCAAGGGGCUCACGUGGUGGCGCUGGCCGGCACAAUCGGCCAAGGCGCCGAAUGUCUCUAUGAUGCUGGGUUUAACGCCUUCUUGAGCAUUUCAGAAGGGCCAAUGUCCCUUGAAGAGGCUAUCAAGUCAUGUCCAAUGCUUUUAACCAACGCCGCAGAGAAGACUAUCCGCAUGUUGUGCAUGGGGAUGUCUCUUCAGUGUGCAGAGCCACAGAUGGCGACUCGCGACAAAUCGCAGCGGAACCAAGUCUACAACGGCGGAGGCCACAACGCCAGUUCCUGGAACGCUACUUAG